Messenger RNA from Stegastes partitus (bicolor damselfish), 2856 nucleotides. It is a transcript of the gene scarb2c, whose product is annotated as scavenger receptor class B, member 2c. NCBI's taxonomy places the organism in Eukaryota, Metazoa, Chordata, Actinopteri, Pomacentridae. The record is from RefSeq and is a predicted model, not a curated record. The transcript is spliced from 12 exons. Gene Ontology annotation, molecular function: scavenger receptor activity. Bases 46 to 1491 code for a protein of 481 amino acids. Gene Ontology annotation, biological process: protein targeting to lysosome; receptor-mediated endocytosis. Gene Ontology annotation, cellular component: lysosome; cytoplasm; membrane.
CAACAACAACAGCUCAGUCAGUGUCGCUGUCACUGGAGCCUCAUCAUGCCUCUGAAAACCUGCUGCAUUUACACCACCGGAGUGUUUUCUCUGUUAUUGCUGAUCCUCGGCAUUUCGUUGGUUUUAUCCACCGUGUUCCCACAUUUCCUACAGACGACAGUUGAAGAGGAAAUAGUUUUAAAAAAUGGCACGGAGGCGUUCGAGGCCUGGGAAGAUCCGCCUGCGCCUAUCUACAUGCAGUUUUACUUCUUCAAUCUGACCAAUCCUCUGGAGGUGUUGGACGGCGACAGGCCGGCUGUGGUGGAGAUUGGACCGUAUACAUACAGAGAGUACCGGCCCAUGGAGCAAGUGGUCUUCCAUGAUAACGGCACCAAAGUAACAGCUGUCAACACUAAAACCUACAUAUUCCAGCGCAACAUGUCCCGAGGUCCAGAGAGCGACCUCAUCAGGACCGUUAACGUCCCCGCCAUGACGGUGAUGGAGAGAUUCAAGGACUCGACUAUAGUGGCCAAUCUGAUCUCCGCCUACAUGAAAUCCACGGGGGAGGGCCUGUUCACCACCCGCACAGUGGGAGAGCUGCUGUGGGGGUACGAAGACGGCCUGCUUAAAGCCCUCAAAACGAUACACCCCGACCUGGAUGAUGUUUUCGGACUCUUCUACAAGAGCAACGCUUCAAAUGAUGGAGAGUACGUGUUCUUCACUGGCCAGCAGAACUACAAAGACUUUGCCAGAGUCGACACGUGGAACGGUAAAAGCUCUUUGGACUGGUGGACGUCUGAUGAGUGCAACAUGAUUAAUGGAACCAACGGAGCAUCUUUCCAUCCAGUCAUCACCAAGAACGAGGUGCUCUACAUGUUCUCCUCUGACCUGUGCAGGUCUCUGUAUGGUCUGUACGAGACCGAGGUGAGUGUGAAGGGCAUCCCCGGGUAUCGAUUCAGUCCCCCCAGCGAGGUGUUUGCCAACUCCACAGUGAACCCAGCCAACGCUGGCUUCUGUGUGCCUGCUGGUAACUGCCUGGGCUCCGGCGUGCUGAACGUCAGCGUGUGUAAACAAGGAGCUCCCAUCAUAAUGUCUUCACCACACUUCUACCAGGCAGAUGAGAAAUUUGUGAAGGAUGUGUUUGGCAUGAGGCCUAAGAAAGAGCAGCACCAGACGGUCAUCGAUAUCAAUCCGCUGACAGGAUUCGUCCUUCAAGCGGCCAAGCGGCUCCAGGUUAAUGUAUAUGUGGAGAAAAUUCCCACCUUCAGUCAAACGGGAAACGUGAGGACGGUGGUCUUCCCGGUGGUUUAUCUCAACGAGAGCGUUGUCAUUGACGACGCAUCAGCCGAGAAGCUGCACAAGAUUGUUGCCGUGAAGAACGUUGUGGAAAACGUUCCCUUCAUGUUCAUCGGUUUAGGAAUCCUUCUGGGAUUAGUCUUCAUGUUCCUGAUGUGUCGACACAAGGUGCCAGAGAGCACCGCUGCUGAACGACAGCCGCUGCUCACUUCGUAGCACCGACCAGGAGGCGAAAGGAGGAGGUUUGCCAUGUUCGAGGUGUAAUUUCAAAGGUUCAAUGGAUCUGAAGUUUCUGCUGUUAAUCCCAGAGUGACACUUCCCACAUUUAACCAAAACUCCACCUUUUAACACAUUUUUAACAUGAAGUUUUUUAAGGAAACAAACUGAAGACGACACCUUUGCGUUGUUUGUAAGGGUUUGGAGUUUCAAACCAGUUGAUUGUAAUGAUGCUGAAAUCUCUAUUUUAUGUUAUUUUUUUAUGAAACUUUACGGAUUUUUCUUUUCCUAUUGGGGGAAAAAACACAGAAUUGAAAACGUUUAAGUCCCCAAAUCUGCUUUGUUUGACGAGUUAGCUCUGAACUAUCAGAACUCCAGGAAUUUAAGCAGGAAAGUACCGGGCUCUUAUUCAACCAGAACCAUAUUUUAUAUGUGAUAUCGCCACAUUUCUUAGUGUGUGCAUCCAUUAAGUACCGCUACUGGAACAGCUGAAAGAACACCGUCAGUAACUCGGAGUUUUAAAAAGAAGGAAAGCCACGUUCACAAGUCGAGCUUUGACAAACGGCUGCUGGCAGAACGUUUCACUCGUAUUAUUUGUUCUGCCCUAAAAUGCUUUGUUUACAGAAAAACAAGGAGGUUCUCAAGUCCGUGCAUAUCACAUCUAUAGGAGUCUCAUUUCAGGAUUUUGCAUUUCUCUCGGACGCUGUGGAUCAACUUCAUUUUAAAACCUCUGGCUGUAGUUUUUCAGCUCAACCCGGUAGCGUGGAACCAGAGCCGACCAGUAUUACUUCAGCAGUAGCAGCAGGAUAAAGGGAAGCGUGUCCAAUGUCUCGCUCGUGUGAAGCACCGCUGAAAUAGUUUCACUUAAUUUCUUACUCAUGAAAUUGGCGUAAUUUUGAUUUAUGCUGAAAUCCGUUUGUGAAGAGCUUCGUGCUUGUUUGGCAAAGAAGAAAACGUGUGUUUUCCUUUUUAACUGUUUGACCUGAUUUGUUUUAUGUUUAAAUGCCACAUUUCUAAGCAGCGUUUUAUGACGUCGUUGGAGGCUUGAUGAUAAAUCCUGUCGUGCUGUUGCUAUUUAGAUCAUUCAUUCCUAAAAUAGCAUGAACUUUCUGUCGAGCACUAGAAUCCAGUAUCACUAUAACAUGCACUAUUUCAGUAACCACUAAUCACUGACGACGUGUUCACUUUUUUCGUUGUUUCGUAUGUAAAAGAUAACAGUCGUGACUCCACUACUCUGUCGUACAAUCAAUACCCUACAUGUAAUCACUGUUUACAUACCUUCAGUAGGUCAUAUAUCUAACUGUUUGCACACUGUCUUGUCAUUUGAUAUGGCUUAUCAGUAAACUUGCCGUGCUCUUCUCUAAA